Cryptotermes secundus is the source of this 2458-nucleotide messenger RNA. RefSeq names its product DAZ-associated protein 2. The record is from RefSeq and is a predicted model, not a curated record. The transcript has 5 exons. NCBI's taxonomy places the organism in Eukaryota, Metazoa, Arthropoda, Insecta, Blattodea, Kalotermitidae. Bases 126 to 716 code for a protein of 196 amino acids.
GACUACUUUGAUAUCAAUGACAAGGCGCUAGUGUUUCGAGUUUUCGAGCAUCCAUUUAGUGUCGCAAGGGAAAGAUAGUGUAUUGUGUACUAUUUAAAUCUGUAUACUGUUAAUUAUAUCUCAUAAUGUCCGAGAAGAAAGCUUACCCUGUAGGCGGUCAGCCACCAGCAGCUUAUGUGCCUGCUCCUCCUCCUGGAGCCUAUGGAGUGCCAGGUGCCGGUGCUCCGUAUGGAGUAUUUCCAUCACAGGCGCAGCUUUAUGCUGCCGCUGCUGCAGCCCAGGGUCCACCCCCAACAUAUGACCAGUCCUUGGCACACCCUGCUGCAGCUACUGCUGCUGCAGUGAAUCAGCAGAUGUAUGCACAGAGCGCAGCAGCACAGAUGUAUGCAGCUCAAGGUUACCCAGGAUAUCUGGGCUAUCCUGCAGCAGCUGCUGCAUAUAGUCCCAUGCAGGCAUAUUAUCCAUCUCUUGCAGCAGCAUACUCAUAUCCAGGCAUGCAGCCUGCCCAGCUGAGGCCCACAAUCAUGGUUCCUAAUGGUUUUGAAGCUGGAGCACGAUUUGAUGGCAUUGCACAGCCAGUACUGCCACCAGCUCCACCUGGUGUUCCAGCAAAUGCUGCACAGUUGGCAGCCAUGGCAGGUCACAAUGUUGCACUCACUCAAAAAAAGGGUUCAUUCCUUACCGGAGGCACUGAUGGAGGAUAUACCUUUUGGUAGAUGGAGUGGUUUGGGGGUAGGCAGGCAGCAGGCUAGUAGCAACAGACAGCAGGGAGGUGGGCGGUGACAUCUAACAAGCACCAGUAUUUGUAAAGAGGCCUUGCCACAACCUAAGCUCCUACUAUCCUCAUUCAGGUGCAUUUUUGCAAGUCUGGAAUACUCCUGUCAUAAUAUUUGGUUCCAUCCGUUCUGUCUUACAUUGAAUAGUACCUUCUGCCUACUGUUGAGUGUGUUUCUGUAAUAUGUAAUUGUGUGCAGGAUAAUUUGUCAGUAAUUCCAAAUUGGUACAGAAACUGAUUUCUUGAAAUAGUGUAAACUCGUUAUCUCUCUCUUGUCCUCUGUGUAGAGAAAGGUGGUUUCUUGAUGUUGGAAAUUGGUGGGAUUUGAGGUACAUUGUUUUCAGCACUAAAGAACAUGUCAGAUAAAAGGUGAAGUGCAGUCCAUUAUUGGUAGCUGUGAUGUCAGUUUGCAGAUCUUGCACAUGCUUGUGCAUUCGUCAGUUUGGAAUUUUUGUACAGCUUAAUUGCAGUGGACCUGGCUUUCAAAGUGCAAGAGUCUUAAAUUACUGAAUACCCAUCCAUAUCAUAAAAAAAAAAGCUCAUCUGCAUGCCAGAAUGAUGUUUUGGCCUGAAAAUUGUUGUUUUAUAAGUGACAGUUGUGGCCAGACUGCUAGGUUGCAACAUUACACUGCAUGUCACGCACUUUGAGGAAGAGGGAGACAUUAGCUGUAGGCAGUCUUAAUAUUUCCCAGAUUGAUAUAUACUCUUGUUGUAUUGUUGAAGUCUUACAAAUAUUGGUGCAGUUUUUGAAGGCAUGUGACUACAUGAUUAUAGAGAUGUGAUGAUUUUUUUUUCUUUGUAAAGUAGCCUCUGUUACUUCCAACCCUUCAAUUUGAAAAUAGCAAGGGGUUGUGACAGUCGUUCAUUAUUGAUAUAAAAUGCAGUAAUCCCUCAUUUGUACUUUUACCUUUAAUUGCAGCACUGUGCAUAUUUCAAUGUUAUUUAAACCCCCUUGAGUCGGUUUGAUGGGAAUUACAGCUUCAGAGAGUUUGUAAAAUAUUUAUAAUGGCCCACUUGAAAGAAAUGACUAAGGAUGGAAAGUACAUAGCGUUUUGAUCUGAAUUAUGCAAGGAAAUGACAGUAUGGACACACUGGCUUGCCCUUUCACAUGUUUAACAUCUACUUUUUCUGUAUAAAUUAUUGAUAUUGAUGAAUGUCCUCUUUGUGUAAGGGAGGAAGAAGCAAUUGUUAGUGUUGUUAAAUUAAUUUAUUAUACUCAUUUGUUUUCUUAAGACAUUACAAAGGAAAUUUGUGGACUGAUUGGCAAAGAGACAUUAACAAUGACUGGAAGGUCAGAUUAUUAUACAAAAAAUUUCAAUUUUAUUCUGCAACAAAAUUGUAUCCUCUUGUGGGGGAUGGGAGGGAAUUGGUGGCUAGCUGAUACUUGCAACAAGGGAAUUUUUUGUUGGAGGGAAGGGUAUGAUUUUUAUUUGGGCAGAAUAUAAAAUAGUUUUAUUCAGAGCUUCAGUGAAAGAAUGUAGUCUUAAUUUCAUCGUUAUUCCCCUUGUUUAAGACUUGCAAGCCAGCAAUAUUAUAGUACAGUAUCCCUCCCUUAGUGAUUGUUUCUUGGGUGAACAGUACAAGAUAUCAAAACUGAAGAGAGAUGCUGAGUAACAACAAAAAAUAUAUAUAUUAUGAUGUAAUACUGCAAAGCAAUUUUAAUAAACAAAAAUACAAAAUUUU